This is a messenger RNA of Racocetra fulgida, 328 nucleotides long. The record is from the annotation of a GenBank genome assembly. Lineage: Eukaryota; Fungi; Glomeromycota; Glomeromycetes; Diversisporales; Gigasporaceae.
AUGUCACAAGAUUGUAAAUAUUGUACGACUAAAUAUACUCCUUUAACAUCUACUGGAACAUUAAAAGAACAUGUAAAAAAAAAUCAUUUCGAUAUUUAUAAACAAAAAACAAAAACUGAAAUUGUUCUUUAUAAUCGAAAAGAACAGCUUGAACAUAAUAAAUACUUAAUCAACUGGAUAGUUAAGAGUUUACAACCAUUUUCAGUAAUUGAAGAAGAAUCAUUUAUAGAAAUGCUAAAUAAAUUUAAUCCACGUUACAAAGUACCAAGUCGACAUUAUAUUAGUUUAUGUAUUACAAAAAUAUUUCAAAAUCGGCAAACAAAUUUAA